Molecule: messenger RNA, 1589 nt
Organism: Zymoseptoria tritici IPO323
Lineage: Eukaryota; Fungi; Ascomycota; Dothideomycetes; Mycosphaerellales; Mycosphaerellaceae
Product: ATP-dependent DNA helicase reptin
Exons: 2
Coding region: 121-1542 (473 amino acids)
Biological process (GO): box C/D snoRNP assembly; regulation of transcription by RNA polymerase II; chromatin remodeling
Cellular component (GO): R2TP complex; Swr1 complex; Ino80 complex
Molecular function (GO): ATP hydrolysis activity; DNA helicase activity; ATP binding
Source: RefSeq, a predicted model, not a curated record
UUCACUUCGCUGAGAACAACGAUCACUACCAAUAUCACCAUCCCCUUAAACUGAAUUCUCGCGACUUGCUAUAUCAUUAGAACCUGCAGCGUUCCACAGCGGUAGCACGUCGCUCUCAAGAUGGCUGCGCCCAUCACCACCGUGUCCGACUCGAAGGAGCGCCAGGGGCUCAAUCUCAUCGCCGCUCACUCUCAUAUCCGCGGCCUCGGCGUGACGCCGGACACGCUCACACCAAAGCAAAAUGCCGAUGGCCUGGUCGGACAGCAACAGGCGCGCAAAGCCGCCAGCGUGAUCCUGCAGAUGGCUAAGGAGGGAAAGAUUGCUGGUCGUGCUGUGUUGAUCUCUGGUCCUCCAAGCACAGGAAAGACUGCCAUUGCGAUAGGAAUGAGUAAAGGGCUGGGCGAGGAUGUGCCAUUCACAAUGCUCGCUUCUUCAGAAAUCUUCAGUCUGGAGAUGAGCAAGACAGAGGCGCUGGAGCAGGCUUUUCGGAAAUCAAUCGGUGUGCGGAUACGAGAGGAGAGCGAAGUCAUUGAGGGCGAGGUGGUUGAAAUUCAGAUUGAUCGAUCUGUGACGGGAAACAACAAGAGCGGGAAACUGACACUGAAAACGACGGAUAUGGAGACGCUCUACGAUAUGGGUACACGCAUGAUUGACAGCAUGACAAAGGAGAAGGUCAUGGCGGGUGAUAUCAUCAGCAUCGACAAAGCGAGCGGCAGAAUCACGAAGCUGGGUCGAAGCUACACAAGAAGUCGAGACUACGAUGCGGUCGGCUCAGAUGCGAAAUUUAUCCAAUGUCCGGAUGGCGAGCUCCAGGUCCGUCGCGAUACUGUGCACACCGUCUCACUCCACGAGAUUGAUGUGAUCAAUAGCCGGACCCAGGGCUUCCUGGCACUCUUUUCCGGAGACACAGGCGAGAUCAGAUCAGAAGUGCGAGAACAGAUCAACACGAAAGUUGCUGAAUGGAAAGAAGAGGGCAAGGCAGAAAUCGUCCCGGGAGUACUAUUCAUCGAUGAAGUCCACAUGCUCGACAUCGAAUGCUUCAGCUUCAUCAACAGGGCAUUGGAAGAUGAGCUUGCACCGAUUGUGAUCAUGGCUUCGAACCGCGGUUCAACGACCAUCCGAGGAACAAACUACCGCAGCCCGCAUGGUCUACCACUCGACUUCCUCGACCGUGUGGUGAUUAUCUCAACGCAUCCAUAUCAAGGUGAGGAGAUCAAAGAAAUCCUGAAGCUGCGAGCACAAGAAGAGGAAAUCGAUGUCUCACCCGAUGCGUUGGCAUUGCUCACGAAGAUUGGAGAGGAGACGGGCCUCAGAUACGCGAGCAAUCUCAUCACGACAUCACAACUAUUAUCGCAGAAGCGGAGAGCAAAGGAGGUGGAGGUCGGCGAUGUGCAGCGGAGCUUCCAACUUUUCUACGAUCCGAAUCGGAGUGUCAAAUUCAUCUCCGAGUUUGAGAAGCGUUUUAUUGGUGAGGAUGGAGGAGUGACUUUGGGCGCUGCGUCGAAUGGAGUGAGCAACGGCGAUGCUAUGGAGGUGUCAUGAGCCCGACACAGUGUCAAAACAGCUUAAUAUAAGACGACAUUGAACAG